UUAAUGAUUUUCUAGACAUUUUUUAGUUACCAUAGUAAUAUUUUAAAAGAGUAGAUGCUAUCAUGGUAUUUGAUGCUUUAAGAAGAAGCUUGAGAAACUUAAAACGAAGCUCGCCAAAUGCAGCUCCAGACUUAGUUAACAGUAGAAAAUUAAUUGCAUGCAAAAUUGUGCUUUUGGAUGGAACUGAUAUAUCUAUUAAUUUAAAAAAAGAUGCCAUGGGAGACGAGUUGCUACGAAGAGUAUUUUUACAUCUUGAUUUAGUUGAAAAAGAUUAUUUUGGCUUGCAGUUUAUGGAUGCCAAGCAAGUACCACAUUGGGUGAACCCUGUAAAGAAAGUGAAAAAACAAGUUGAAAUUGGUCCCCCUUACACUCUGCAUUUUAGAGUAAAGUUUUAUGCUUUGGAGCCUCACAAACUGAAGGAAGAAUUAACCAGAUAUCAAUUUUUUUUACAAAUCAAGCAAGACGUACGCUUAGGAAAAAUGAAGCCUACUCUUAAGCAAGCUGUCGAAUUAGGAGCAUUAGCUGUACAAUCUGAAAUUGGUGAUUUUGAUGCCACUGUUCAUUGUGGAAAUUAUGUUUCAGAAUUUCGGCUGGUUCCUAAUCAGAGCAACGAGCUAGAAAAAGCAGUAGAGAAAAAGCACAGACUGUUAUGUGGUAUGAAUCCAUCUCAAUGUGAAAUCAAUUAUUUAACUAUAGCAAACAAACUGGAGUACUAUGGGAUGGAUAAGCAUGCAGUCAAAGGUGAAGAUGGUAAACAAUACACAGUUGGCAUAACGCCAAAUGGAGUAUAUAUAUUUAGAAAUGAGGAAAAAUUGAGCUAUUAUAUAUGGCAAAAUAUUACAAAUAUUACAUUUAAGCAUAGCAGAUUUUUUCUGUGUGCUCACACAGCUGAGAGUGAAUCAGAGGAAUACAGAUAUGAGCUUUCCUCUCCUCAAGCUAGUAAGCAUUUAUGGAAGUGUGCAAUUGAGUACCACACAUUUUUUAGGUUAACUGCACCUACAUCUGUUCCUGAAAAGACUAGUGGAUUUUUGAAUUUUAAUUCACGAUUUCGCUACAGUGGUCAAACACUAGCACAAGCUACAAAAGAUGAUGGGGCUAAUGCUAGAAGAACAAUGUUGUUUAAAAGAACAAGAAGUGAAAGAUUCGCGCAACGUUCAACAAUAGGUUAUAUCCGGGUAGGCUCAAGUGUUUGGGCUCGAGCACUCAAUGGAGAUUAUUACAAAGGUACUGUCACAGCACUUUCUGAAAAAGUUCACAUAAAGUUUGAAAAUGGUGAUACUAUAAGUCAUGAAAGAAACGAUGAAACUAGUCUAGUUUAUGAUAUGAAUCCAAAUGCAAAUGAAAUAAAAAUUGGAACUCGUGUCAUUGCUCAUUGGACAGGCUUAUCUGCAUUUCUUGCUGGUACUGUUACAAAAAUAGAGGGAGAUAAAUAUCAUGUUUUUUAUGAUGAUGGAGAUAAAGCACUUAAUAGAAUAGAACAGAUGAGAAUUCUUAAACCACCCUUGUUUUUUGGACCUGGGUCUGGUUACUCAAAUCUGCAAAAAAAGUACUCUAUGAAAACCACCUCAUUAAUUGGUAACUCAGGAUCGAUAUCAGAGGCAGAUGCAAAAAGAAUUUCUCUUGGUGCUGAUGUCAAUAAAAACAAAGUAGGUUAUAAUGAUUUGGAAGAUGAAGCUUUCUUGUCAAACACUCACAGUUAUUCAUCAAAACAAAGUACUUUUUCUGAAAGUGGUUCAUCUAAAAAAACAUAUGAAAGAAAGAAUGAGUCAAAACAAGUUACAUCAAAGGCUGAAAAUGUUUCCCAGAAAGAAGCGGAAUCAAGAAAUAGUUAUCAAAAUAGCUCCGCAAAGUCACAAAGCUCCUCAAAGAAUAAUAGCAGCACUCAAAAAUCUAAUGAAAAAGUCGCACAACCGAUGUCUAGACUACCUUCAAACAAAACGGGUUAUCAAAGAACUGAUUUAUAAAAUGGAAAAAAUUAAAU
Molecule: messenger RNA, 1981 nt
Organism: Hydra vulgaris (swiftwater hydra)
Lineage: Eukaryota; Metazoa; Cnidaria; Hydrozoa; Anthoathecata; Hydridae
Product: band 4.1-like protein 5
Cellular component (GO): cytoskeleton
Source: RefSeq, a predicted model, not a curated record